AUGGAGAUCCAUGCUCCAGACACCUUCAAACUCACAUCCUGUUGUGGUAAUGAAAAAGCAUUACUCAUUCCCAUUCUAGCCUUGUUAACUAAACACCUUACAAAUCGGAAGAAAGACCUCAUUGUUGCUCCUAGUAACCAAAUGGAGCUUCAGGAUAUUUUAGGCGCAACCUCCACUAUAAAAGGAAAUUUGUAUGGAGAUGAGAGAGACAAUGACUUAGGAAAUGGGGAAGAUUUUGUUUGGGAGUUUCAAUUUAGGUUGACACGUGGUCCAAGUGCUCCCCACAAUCUUAAGAACGAAUUUAUUUUUUGUCUGGGUGGCCGGCUGGCAGUCAUGGCACUGAGAUUGGUUAGCAGGAAGUUGGGAAGCAAAUUCUUGCCCAUGCUCUCUUCCACUUCUCUACUGCAUUCACAUGCCACCAGCUUUGGAUUCAAACAUGUACGAGAAGAAGAGAAAAGUCAAAUGGUCGGUGAUGUUUUCAGCAGUGUAGCCUCGAAUUAUGAUCUCAUGAAUGAUGUCAUGAGUGGUGGGUUACAUAGAUUAUGGAAAGACAGGUUGGUUUCCAUGCUGAAUCCAUUCCCUGGAAUGAAGCAUCUUGAUGUGGCUGGUGGAACAGGAGAUGUUGCUUUCAGGAUUCUAGAUAAUAUAAAUAGUAUCAAAGGUAGAGCAAGUCAAGAUCCUCUUAAUGAUCAUUUGCAGGAAGAAACACAGAUAUAUGUGUGUGACAUAAACCCAAAUAUGUUAAAUGUUGGCAAAAAACGGGCUAUAGAGAGAGGUCUUGGAGAAAACAAAUCUCUCGUAUGGGUGGAGGGAGAUGCUGAAGCCUUGAGUUUUGAAGAUAAUACCAUGGAUGGCUACACAAUAGCAUUUGGAAUUAGGAAUGUUACCCAUAUAGAGAAAGUUCUUGCUGAAGCGUAUAGGGUAUUAAAACAAGGAGGAAGAUUCCUUUGCCUUGAACUCAGCCACGUUGAAGUUCCUGUGUUUAAAGAAUUAUACGAUUACUAUUCAUUCUCAGUCAUUCCAGCUCUAGGGGAGCUAGUUGCAGGGGAUCGGGAAUCUUAUCAGUACUUAGUUGAGAGCAUACGUCGUUUUCCUCUACAGGAGAAAUUUGCUUCAAUGAUUGCAGAUGCAGGAUUUCAGAAGGUUGAGUAUGAGAAUCUCGUUGGGGGAGUUAAAUUUUGUCAGCAUCCAGAUGCUCUUUCUUGUCUAUUUAGACAGUCAAUUCAGAGGGCUAAUGCUUUUUGUAUGUUGUUUUCUUUGAGUAAAUGA
Messenger RNA from Dovyalis caffra, 1269 nucleotides. Lineage: Eukaryota; Viridiplantae; Streptophyta; Magnoliopsida; Malpighiales; Salicaceae. The record is from the annotation of a GenBank genome assembly.